AUGAAAGCUACCGCACUCCUCUGUCUCGCCGUUGCGACGGCUGCUGAAUUGGUCUCAGCUAAGCCAACCCCCGUCUACAACCAAGUCACCCUGAAGGGUUACGGUUCGUUCUACGGCACCGUCGUCAACGAAACAAUCAGCGGCAAACCUCUGGCCUCGACCGUCGAUGCUUGGUUAGGCAUUGACUACGCGAAUCAGCCCAUCGGCAACAGGCGCUUUAAGAAACCUGACUGGCCAAAGGCCUUUCGAGGCACAAAGGCUGCCACGAAGAGCGGCAAGUCAUGCAUCCAGCGAGCCACGGCAUCAGUUCCCCUGGAAAGCCAGUCGGAAGCAUGCCUUCAGUUUGAGGUGUUCAGAACCAAAGGUGUUCCGCUGGACAAGAAGCUCCCCACGCUUGUAUGGGUCCACGGUGGCGCAUUCAACAAUGGCAACCAGCAGGGUUUCGACGGCGCUGCCUUUGUCGCGAACUCGAAGGAGCCCCUAGUUGUCAUCACUUUCAACUAUCGUCUCGGCCCCCUGGGAUCACUGCCUUCGGAGCUUUUCCAGGAUGCGGACCUCCUAAACCUUGGUGUGCUGGACCAGCAGCUACUCCUGCGCUUCGUUCAGAGGUAUGCGGCGUCAUUUGGAGCCGAUCCGAAGACUGUGACGCUGGGCGGACUCAGCGCUGGAGGGCAUUCGGUUGGCAUCCACCACUUUCACAACUAUGGCACGACAGCUGGAGAGAAGCUCUUCGCCCGCGUAAUUUACGAAUCCGGUUCCGUCACAGCAAGGACCUUUCCUAACGCCACAUACCCCCUCUACCAGACUCAGUACGCCGAGUUUCUCUCGUCCGUAGGUUGCGAUGGUCAAGCACGCAGCAAGGACAUCUUCAAGUGCCUUCGCAGCGCCGACGUCGGCCGGAUCCGAGACGCCGGGUACGAUGUGUUUGCCAAGUACAAUCCCGUCAUCACCUGGCCAUGGCAGCCGGUCAAGAACGCGGCGCUCUUCGAGAAGGCCGGAUCUCAGUCUGGAUAUGACGAGACAUUCUUCCAUGUCCCCACGCUGGCGACGUCCGCAACGGACGAGGGAAAGGGGUUCAUCCCCGGGACCCUCGAGACGGAAGCCGAAUUCGUCGACUUCAUGAAGACGUCGGCCCCCGAUCUGACGGAGAACGACCUCGCGCUCCUCGUCAAGCUGUAUCCCGACCCGGCGACGGACGCGAGCUCCCCGUACACAAACUCCCCGAACAGCACGCAGUACAACCGCCUCGCCGCCGCCUGGACGGACUUUGCCUACCGCUGCCCGGUGCAAGAGACGGCAUACAGGACGUCGGCGGCGGGCGUGCCGACGUGGAAACUUCGGUGGAACACGAACAACGGCGCGCCCGCGUGGCAGGGGAUCCCGCACGCCAUCGACCGCACGUAUGCCUGGGACGAGCCCGGCACGCAGUACCCCGCGCAGGGCCGCGCGUUCCACGCCUAUCUCGCCAGUUUCGUGCUCUCCGGCGACCCGAACACGCACAGAGAUAGCAGCACGCCUGAGUGGCCUGCUUAUGCGCCAUCGGGCUACGGCGUCGAGUCGACCCCGCCCAAACAGCUUGUUGUGCAGCCUGAUGGGCCGGCUGUGGAGGAAGAUGCCGUGCGGAGGGAACAGUGCUUGUUUUGGAGGGAUCCUGAGAGGGCGCCGAGGCUGAACAAGUGA
This is a messenger RNA of Verticillium alfalfae VaMs.102, 1680 nucleotides long. RefSeq names its product triacylglycerol lipase FGL4. The coding region runs from base 1 to 1680 and encodes 559 amino acids. The record is from RefSeq and is a predicted model, not a curated record. Lineage: Eukaryota; Fungi; Ascomycota; Sordariomycetes; Glomerellales; Plectosphaerellaceae. The transcript has 2 exons.